GCUUACUUUGAACAGUGCUAUACAAAUAGCAAGACGCGCGCGCAAUUCAUUUCCUUAUGUGCUCCUAAGAUACUCCCUCCUCUCUCUCUAAAUAAUCCACUUGCAUCUAGUUAGAACUUGUACAUCAGGAAAUCACUUCGAAGCUGAAUCCUGCAAAAUUGGAUUGAGGAAGAAGGAUUGAAAUUACAAAAUUUCUGUGAAAGUGAAAAUCAUCCUGCAAAAUUUUGUGUUAAAAAGAAAAUUUAUAUUUUUGUGGUGUUUCAAGGAAAACUUCCAACUGCAAUUGAGUGCCCUAAAAUCCAAGUGCUUAGAAAGUGAAUGUAAGAAAUUUUUGUGAAAAGAACACAGCAGAAUUGCUUCAUUCCUUUUCAAAAAGUUGGGCAUUUGUAAAGUUAAAAAGAAAUAUUCUUAUGCAAUGUAAGAUUCGUUAUACAACGGACACUUUGAAAAUUUAUAGGCUGUUGUGAGUCACAAGAAGCAAUAAUUUUUAUCUAUUUCAAACUACCGUCCGAAACAAAGGAUUUCACGCGUGAGGCAGUGUUCACUUUGAGAAAAAAAAAUACACUUUCAUCCUCAGCUCUGGUGCUCUGCUGGAGAGGAAUUUGAAGAAAUCAAGAAGGAAAUUAGCACUAAAAAUGGUGGCAAUGCAUCAUAUCUUAGUCUUUGUGGCUGUUGUAAUUGCUCAAGUGCACGGAGAACAGCAGACCCCUGAAUACAUUCUUCCGUGUUCACGAAGCGAUCCUGAGCUAAACAGUUGCAUACGGAACUCCUUCAAUCACCUGCGAACGUACGUUGUCAAUGGGCUGAAAGAUCUCGAUGUACCCCCAUUGGAUCCUCUCAACAUCAAAGAAAUGGCCAUGGAGAACAAUGCUGGUGCUGUGCAGGUGAAAGCCCUUUUCACGGAUAUUCUCGUGAAAGGUGGCAGCAACUACACAAUCAAAGAUGUUCGUGCGGAUAUCAAUAAAUACCGAAUUGAUGUCAGUGUUACGAUUCCACGGGUGGAAACACGGGGCAAAUACGAGAUAAUUGGACGAGUUCUUCUCCUUCCAGUGCAGUCAAGUGGAGAAUUUUGGACGGAGUUUCUGAACAUCAGUGCGAUUGGGAAACUCUAUGGCCGAGAAGUUGAGCGAGAUGGUGAAAAAUACAUGAAUAUCGAUAAGAUAUUCUUGGACUUCAACAUGAAGAAUGCACGCUUCAAGGUGAAAGACAAUAUCAACAAUGGCAACGUACUGGGAGAAGCAAUAAAUCAAUUCCUCAAUUCCAAUGCUCAUGAAUUAGUGCAGGAGAUGCGACCAGCAGCAUCUCAGAGUAUCGCCAAGUUAGCUAAGCAGUUAAUCAACUCCGCAUUUAAUCGCAUCCCAUUGAGAGUCUGGCUGCUGGAUUAGAAUUUCCCAUGCAAUUCAAGUCAAAAGAAAUCAAUCGUUAUCCCGCAAUAAAUUUAGAUUUAGUUAGUCGUAGAAUUAUUUUACAAAUUAGAGAUUUAAAUUGCUAAUUAAUUAGAUAUCUACAUAUAUUUCAUAUAGAAUUAGGUAUUAAGUAUGACAAUUCCUAGUGAAGUGAUUUUAUUGUGGAGAGGUAUUCUUCAGAGAUUUUUUUCGAUUAAAUAUGAGUAAAAAAUCAAUUGAUUUUUAGCUCUAAAUUUUUUUUUAAAAACUAUAAAAAUUCAUUAAUUGAAAGAAAAAUUAAAAAACAAAUAAUUUCUUUUCAUUGAAAGGAUGGAAGAUUCUUAAGAAGUGAAUAAAAAAUCUGAACCUAGAAAUUAUAUUUGAAACUAUUCUUUCUUUUAAUUAAUCUUUUCACGACAACACUUCUUGAUUUCUCGCAGAUAUUUAUUAGAUUUCUUGGCCACAAUCUUUCACAGAAAAUUAUUUCAAAAUAUGAAUAAAAUAAAUAAAAACAAAAUAAUAAAACAGAAGCUAAUUUUAAUGAAAACUUUGUAGUCGUGCAAGGGUUAACUCUUUAGUACAUAUAUCAAUUGUUGGUUGAUCAAUGAACUGCGGAAAAGAAAUAAAUCUGUGUGUCUUCUGCAUCAACCAAUUUAUUGUACUUUUUAUUUUAUAAAAAUACAAAUAAAAAGUAAUCAUAAAAACGAUAAAAAACAGUAAUGUUAUAGGUAAUAAAUGUAAAGUAAAUAAAUUACAGAAAACAAGUGAAAGUUUUAUGGCAAAUAUAAGUCACUUUUAUGUGACAAAAUGUAAUUGUAACAAGGUUACCAAAUUGAUUAAGAAAUUUCAUUCGAACAAUUUCGAAAUGUAUCAUUAAAAUGAUUUUACAUUCUUUACAAGCUUUAUUUUUUGUAUUAAAAAAUGCUUAAAAUUAUAUAUUGGAUUUUUUGAGCAUAAUAAGUUAACCUUUAGUUGAAAAAAAAUGCAACCUAUUGCAUUAUUUUUGAAGGUUUAAAAAAAGAUAGAAAACCACAAGAAGGCGAAAAAUUGCCUAAAAAUUUAUUCUAAAAAAAACAUACGAGCAUUUUACUCUUCAAAUACUUAUUAACGGAAUUCAGAGAUGGAAAAUUUAUUUUUCAGUAUAACUUGAUUGCAACACUAUGUAGUUUUGAGUGUUAUUUAAAGAAAAAAAUGCAUGAGUUAUUGUAUAAGGUGUAAAUACAAAGUGUAAUACUUAAUUAAAUUCUCUCUUGAAUAAGGAACGAGAUGGAGGAAAAUUAUAUUCAAUUGAUACAUAAGCCGUAUGCAAAUAUCUAGUGCUAGAAAAUAAGGAAAGAAAAUUCAGUAAUUAAAACUGUUCUCUCUUAGGUGAAGCAUAAAGGUCACACAGCAUUAGCGAGUGUAUUAAAUAUGGUACAGUAUUGAUUGAUGAGCAUAGCUGAUUUUAAGCAUACAGCAAUUUUCGUAAAAUCUUUAUCAUAUCAAACAGAAUUCUUGAGGUGAUAGACAUUUUAUAUUGUGCUUUCUCCAAAUUAUUAGUUUAGUGGGUUAUUGAAUAUUUUUGUAUAUCAUUCAUUUAAUGUGGAAGUGUUUAUUUUUAUGCACAAUUAUGAGCAUAAAAAUAUGAUAGAAACUAAUAAGAAUGAAUGUUAAACACAAACUUUAAAUGAAGGGGAAGCAAAAAAAAGGGAACUCUGUGCUAGAGGUCGCGUUCAAAUAACUUACAAAUUGAAUUUAAUUGUUGGAAAUGUAGAAUUUAAUUAAAUUUUACUGUAUUUUAACAAUCAACAAACUGUCUUUGAUAUUUCAAAUAAAGACUCUCUCGUUUGAAGA
Lutzomyia longipalpis is the source of this 3218-nucleotide messenger RNA. Its product is annotated as protein takeout-like. NCBI's taxonomy places the organism in Eukaryota, Metazoa, Arthropoda, Insecta, Diptera, Psychodidae. The coding region runs from base 636 to 1385 and encodes 249 amino acids. The transcript is spliced from 5 exons. The record is from RefSeq and is a predicted model, not a curated record.